GAUCUGCGCACAUGUGUAAACACAGUUACGUCAUGUGUUGUGUGUUCACGCGGCGAGGGGCGUUCGUCUUCGCGGAAACACACGGAACUGGGGAAUGACACGUAGGCAGGCAAUCAUUGACGUGUACUUCGUGGUCGUUGCGAAAGGCUUACGUGCAUGCGUUCUUUGCCGGACAGAUACGACAAAGGCUGCGAGAAGUUCGUGUUGAGAAGACCGAAGUACGUCCACACAUCCUCGUAAAGGCAGAUUCGAGGCAGCGACACAUCCACGGCCCGAUGGCAUCAGUCAGCAAGAAGACGUUGCUUCUUUUCGACGUUGAUGGGACUCUCACGCUGUCACAGAGGCCGAUCGAGCCGCACAUGAAGGAGUUCCUGCUGCAGAAGGUGAAGCCCAAGGUGACCGUCGGCCUGGUCGGGGGCUCGGACCUCAAGAAGAUAGCGCUGCAGAUGGGCGGGGAGCAAGUGGUCACGGACUUCGACUACGUCUUCGCCGAGAACGGGCUGAUAGCCUACAAGAACGGCGUUGAUCUGGGAUCGCAGAGCAUCCUCAAGUACAUGGGCGAGGCGAAGCUGCAGGCGUUCAUCAACUACUGCCUGCGCUACAUGUCGGAGCUCGCGCUGCCGUGCAAGCGGGGCAACUUCGUGGAGUUCCGCACGGGCCUGAUCAACGUGUGCCCCGUGGGGCGCAGCUGCACCCUGGAGGAGCGCGAGGCGUUCCACCGCUUCGACCUGGAGCACGGCGUGCGCGACAAGUUCGUCGCCGCGCUCCGGCAGGAGUUCCCCGACGCGGGCCUCGUGUUCGCCAUAGGCGGGCAGAUCAGCAUAGACGCCUACCCCGAGGGCUGGGACAAGACGUACUGCCUGCGGCACCUGGAGGCGGAGUGCUUCGAGCAGAUCCACUUCUUCGGCGACCGCACGGAGGCGGACGGCAACGACCACGCCAUCUACGUGGACCCCAGGACGAUCGGGCACAAGGUGUCCAGCUUCGAGGACACCCGCCGGCAGGUGGAGGAGCUGCUGCGACUGUGAGCCCCUGCCGGCGUUCCUUUGACCUCCGACCUCCGCACUUCCACACUGAACAACACUCCAGCUUCGUGACUGGUCGAGUUUCUCACGGGUACAUAUGCCUGCUGACAGCGCACCAAUCACAAUAGGUAGUCCAGUGCGGGAGCAAACGCAUCUUGAAUGUCCUGGCUGGAGACAAGACUUUGUGGUUUUAUUUCUAGGUCGAUUUCAUUUUCAAAACAGAAGAUAUCUGUGCUGUUAAUUUUAUUCAUAAAAAAAAAUAAUUAAAUUAUUUCAACAAAUAUGAAACUUAAAAUAUGUCCCUAAACACAUUUCAAAAAAAAAUACGUAGUCUCAUUUGACAAGACACAUGAUGCACUUGUACAGUAAAAUAAUUAGUAAUGAGCAUGUCUAGAACAGAACUACUAAUAAAAAUUAAAAGUUAUCGCAAUUCACUAUAUAAUCUUGUCCCAUGUCAUGUCGCACCAGGGGAGUUCAUUUCCGCAGUUCACAUUACGUUCUCUUGAAGUUUGUCGCGAAGGGAUAAGCCACUCGGUGAAAAAUUUAAAGAGAAAAAAUGGGUUUGAUACGCUCAGGCUGGUACUGGUGUUCCAACCUAUUUUUUGUCGUUAAGUUGGUCGCCUGAAAGCCUACUUUUUUUUUUUUUUUUGUAAACUUGGCCAAGAGUUAAAAGCACUAAGCCAUCAAAAUACACAGCAUUUUGUCUGCCGUAGAAUAUGUUGACUUGGCACAGGAAAUGCGCACGUAAGUUUUUUUUUUUUUACCAACAGAAAAUAAUUGUUUAGAAGAAGAAAGUAAACACACGCAGAAUUUCGCAGAAGGAACCAAGAUGGUAGGACUGAAACUUGAAACAGCUGGAAGAGUGAUAAGUGAUAACAUUGACAACUCGACGAACACAUGUGUGAACACAGUACAUGUUUUGGAUUUUCUUUAUUCGUCUUCCCUUUCUACGAGACACAAACGCUUUGCAAAGGUACAAGUCUACAAUUCUUCAUGCUGUUUAUUUUAAGUCAACUUAAUGUGUGAAUCAUUUUAAGAAGUUAGUGACACCUCUAGGAGAACAUGUUUGAUAACUGUUGUUUUUUUUUUUUCCUUUUACAGUAUCAAUUUUGCAUUGUAUUUUAUUUUUGUCUUGGAAGGUUGUGUGAUUACUUUGUUUGUUUUUUUUCUUAAGAUCGCAGCUGGUUUUUUAUUCAUUGGUUUAGGAACUACAUGAAGUACGAAUCAUAUAUUGGCUGGAGAAAAGUAUAAAUGUACGCUCCCAUUACUUAGUAAACCACUCAACUAUAUAAAAUGAACAUAUUUGACAUGACUUUGAAAUGCAGGACACUGGUGCUCGAAACGAAAAUUGAAACCUUUGGAAGUGUUACACUUUGUAAUGUGUGUAACACAAUCUCUAGACUGAAGUCAAAGCAUAGUAAACAAAAACGGAUGUACCAUCGUAGAAUGUCCUUGGGCAUUGUUGAGUGCUUAAAGAAAACCAACUUUUAAAGAUGUGCUAUUGAUGUGUCUUAUCUUUAUUGGAUACAACUGCUGUUUAUGCCAACAUUUUGUUUUGGUGGCAAGGAAUGGGUUUUAAAUACAUAUAAUUAUUUUUAGUUAAUUUUAAGGUGUGGAUAUUGUUUUCGAAUAUUUUUAUUUUAUUUUUUCAAUUGUUAUAGAGACACUACAGUGGCGGAUGCAAGGGGUGAUAUAUACCCCCCCACUCCUCCUAAAGUUGGGAAAUAAUUUGCAAAAUAUCAGUGAAGAUAUUAUGUUGCAACUACAACUGUGUGAAAAGCUGUGUUACCUCCUACAACUACUACUCUAGGCCCAUAUGUCAGUGCGUUAGUGGCAAUAGUAAUGACAUUUUUUUGAAUACACGUGCUAAAAUUUAAUUUACUUUUUCCUUCAAAGUCUCUCCCAACCCCAAAAAAAAAAAUUCCUGUAUCCACCACUGCUUGUCUAUGUCUGUCUGUUUGGUUUGGUAUGCACUAGCGGUGGGCCAAAUACCGAUUUUCCUUAAUUCGAAUCCCAAAGAGUAUGUGUACCUCGAAUAUAUCCCUCAAAUCCGAAUCUAAAGCUCAAGGGUCGAAAAUAAAACAAUGCACAAGAUAUAAAACUGUUAACUAUGUUGUUGAAAACAUUCAACAGAAUCAAUACAUAUUGUAAUUUUAUUUAUAUAAUUAAAUGUUAAAUUGCAAUAUCAUGGGGAAUAGUAUAACAGGAAUAGUACGAAAGGGGGGAAAAAACCCUAGCAUACUUCAGAGAUUAUUAUAGUGUUGAAGUUUUUAAUGUACAUUAUUUACUCUAGUAUUUUUAUUUGAAUAUUUUAUCUUGGAUAUUGAAUCCUUACGAAUACUAAGGAUUUGAUGGUAUUUGAGGAUUUGAUUGGUCCAUCCCUAGUAUAUACAUUUACGAGUCAGUUCUUUCAACUUGCAACAGAAUGAAAUAUCUGAUUUUACAAGAUACUGAAUUUUAUUAUUGAUACGGGAUAUGGCAGAUGUCGAAGUUUUGAUGAAGCAUUGAGUAAUUUACUUCUGACUUGUAUUUCCAUGGACUACAUUGCAAGGAUGCUUUGUUCGAAUGCUAAAACACGAUAUGAUAAACUUAACUUUGUGUAACUUAUAAUGGAAAUGAAAAUUGUUUUAUUGUGUUCAAAUGUGUUUUAAAAAAUUAUACAAACCAUGAAUCCGCCUGAGCAUUAAAAUAUUCAAAUGCUA
Messenger RNA from Bacillus rossius redtenbacheri, 3727 nucleotides. RefSeq names its product phosphomannomutase (gene Pmm2). Gene Ontology annotation, cellular component: cytosol. Bases 276 to 1028 code for a protein of 250 amino acids. Gene Ontology annotation, biological process: GDP-mannose biosynthetic process; mannose metabolic process; protein N-linked glycosylation. Gene Ontology annotation, molecular function: phosphomannomutase activity. The record is from RefSeq and is a predicted model, not a curated record. NCBI's taxonomy places the organism in Eukaryota, Metazoa, Arthropoda, Insecta, Phasmatodea, Bacillidae. The transcript is spliced from 6 exons.